Messenger RNA from Rhodotorula toruloides NP11, 906 nucleotides. RefSeq lists its product as uncharacterized. The record is from RefSeq and is a predicted model, not a curated record. The transcript is spliced from 4 exons. NCBI's taxonomy places the organism in Eukaryota, Fungi, Basidiomycota, Microbotryomycetes, Sporidiobolales, Sporidiobolaceae. The coding region runs from base 1 to 906 and encodes 301 amino acids.
AUGUCUCUCGCGGUCCUCGCAACUCUGCGCUCUCGCCUCUUCGUCCUCCUCACACUUCGCCCGCGCCGCUGGGAAGCGCGCUCGCCCUUGAUCUACCAAUUUCUCGACCGAUUGCGCGUCCGACACGCUCCCGCCAGCUUCACGAAGCGCUUCUCCCCGCUCCCCGCCCGCGUCUCCUCCUCAUCUCGAAACGGCACUCAUGGUCGACAGCGGCCCUUCUGGUGCAGCCGCAUCAGCUUCUGGCGCCCUCACCCCUCCUGCUCAGCCCACCUAACCUUCGCUCCUCCUUCGUCGCGGCAAGCGGUCUUUCCUGAUCGCCCUGCCCUCUUCCUACGCCGACGCACUCGCCGAGACACGUCGACUCUUCCCGAAGCUCGACGCAGAGCGGAUCUGUCUGUGGCGAGAGGUGGAUGGGCUUGGGAUGGCAAGAGCGGUCCUAUCAUCCUCCAGGUCGGAGUGGAGGCGGAUAGCGAUGCAGAGUCGGAAGUCGAGGAGGACAAGCCGCUCAAGCGGAUCAAGCAGGAGGAAGACGCAGAGCCCACUGCCCGUGCUGCGAAGCGCACAAGAGCAGAGGAGCCGGCAUGGACUCUCGAGCUCUCGCUUGACGACGAUGACACGUUGCCGCCAUCACCAACCGUCGUGCUCAUUAUCCGCACUUACGGCAAUGCAGAGCCUGAUAUGCGGAUACGGGCACGCUUGACGACCCUUUUCCGCACCAUUUACAACACAGUCCACAUGGCUCUCGCUCUCGACCGCACAAGACCUUCCCUGCUAAAAUACAAUGGCAAGGACUGUCUUGCGACGGACACUGUUGCGCAUGCGGGCAUCACUGCGGACGGUGGCGAGGUCGAAUUGGUACUGCACGUCGAAGUGGUGGGCGGCAAAUGUCGGAAGGCAAAGUACUGA